Asparagus officinalis (garden asparagus) is the source of this 2031-nucleotide messenger RNA. Its product is annotated as wall-associated receptor kinase-like 20. NCBI's taxonomy places the organism in Eukaryota, Viridiplantae, Streptophyta, Magnoliopsida, Asparagales, Asparagaceae. Bases 90 to 1961 code for a protein of 623 amino acids. Gene Ontology annotation, biological process: protein phosphorylation. The record is from RefSeq and is a predicted model, not a curated record. The transcript has a single exon. Gene Ontology annotation, molecular function: protein kinase activity; ATP binding; polysaccharide binding.
CUUUAUUUUCCUCCUCUUUUCUUUUCCCCAAUCAUCUAUCUCCCUUCACCCCUUAGGCUCAUUCAACACACUCCAAGGUCCUAACCAACAUGAUCACAAAUAGCCUAACAAGCUCAAUCCUCGCUGCUCUCUUCUCUCUUCUACGCUUUGUUUUUAUCUCAACUUCUCAAAAAACUUGCCCGAGAUGUGGCUCAAUGGAAGUCCCUUACCCUCUAAGCACCAACCCCAACUGUGGAGACCCUAGUUACUCACUCUAUUGUGACUCUUCAACUCAAAAGCUCUACCUUAAUGCUCUCAAUGGAAGCUCCUACCUUGUUCUCAGGAUUCAACCUCUAUCACAACGCUUCGUCAUCCAACCAUCGCCAUGGAUAAAAGGGACUUGCAUCACUCAAGACAUGCCCAAGAGUGAAGGCUUGUGGCUAAACCAAUCCCUCCCUUUCAAUAUAACCGACUCAAACACAAUCUUCCUCUUCAAUUGCUCACCUAGGCUAUUGGUCUCUCCUCUAAAUUGCACCUCGGCUAGCCUUUGCCAUGGAUACUUAGACGAUAAAUUGGCUCGUGUCGAUCCUCAAGAUGAACUCGGGUGCGCUACUGGCCCUGGUCCUUGUUGCACUUUCACUGCCGGAGGGCUGCCUUCGUCAUAUAAAAUCAGGCUCCAUAGCUCGGGAUGUCGUGCUUUUAGAAGCAUGCUGAGGCUCGACCCCUUGAAGCCCGCAAGCCAGUGGGAAGAAGGUCUAGAGAUACAAUGGGCUCCUCCUAACGAACCAAUUUGUCAAACACAAUCAGAUUGUGCCCAAGCGUCGACUUGUUCAAUAUCUGGCAGUUUUCGCCGUUGCCAAUGCAACAAUGGCUAUUACUGGGAUCCUGCUCUUGCAAAUUGUUCAGUAAGGAGUGAUCAUCACCACUCAUCACAGUUUAGUACUAAAGUCGUCGCAUUUUCAACAGGACUAGGCUCAUUAACACUAGUCACGAUGUUGAUGCUCAUCAUAGUGAGGUUUCGACACAUUAAGCUAUCGGAACAAUCAAAGAUUUCAAAAGAGCGGGAAGAGAUGUUGAAAGCAAGCAAUAGAGGGAGGUGUUAUAGAAUAUUCAGGUGGAAAGAGGUUAAAAAGGCAACUAACGGGUUUUCAAAGGAAAAUCUAUUAGGAAUCGGAGGUUUCGGUGAGGUCUACAAGGGUAAGCUUGAAGAUGGAACCCUAGUUGCAGUCAAGUUGGCUAAGGUUGGGGAUCUAAGGAGCACACAACAAAUUCUCAAUGAGGUAGGAAUACUCUCCCUUGUCAACCACAAGAACCUUGUUAGACUCUUGGGUUGUUGUGUUGAAGCCAAUAAGCAACCGCUGAUGAUGUAUGAGUACAUAGCUAAUGGCACUCUCAAUCAACACUUGCACAACAGUAGGUGGGAUUGGAGACAUAGGCUAAAAGUUGCACAUCAAACGGCUGAGGCCUUGACGUAUCUACACUCAUCAUGUAACAUUCCAAUCUAUCAUAGAGAUGUCAAGUCUACCAACAUUUUAUUAGAUGAAGAGCUCAAUGCUAAGGUAUCUGAUUUCGGGCUCUCAAGACUGGCACAGCCCGGUCUGAGCCACGUGUCGACGUGUGCACAAGGGACAUUAGGUUAUCUAGACCCUGAAUACUAUCGAAACUACCAACUUACUGAUAAGAGCGAUGUUUAUAGCUUUGGAGUGGUAUUGCUCGAGCUUCUGACGUCGAAGAAGGUUAUAGAUUUUGGGAGAGAUCCCGAUGAUGUUAAUCUUGCCGUGUAUGUGAUGAAGAAGGUUAAGGAUGGUAGAGUCAUCGAUGUGUUCGAUGAGAGGUUGUUCGGUUGUGAUGGUAUGUUGAGAAGUGCAGAUAUGUUAUGUGAACUUGCAAUUGAUUGUUUGAAGGAGAAGAAGGAGCAGCGGCCUAGCAUGAAGGAAGUAGUUGAGAUGUUGCAGUGUAUUAUUGACAUAGCAUCGAAUUAAGAAGAAUGUAAUGUAAAUAAGAAAGAAGGGUUGUGAAUGCAAUUCAGCAAUUUAAGAAAUUCCUCUUGUU